This is a messenger RNA of Baudoinia panamericana UAMH 10762, 1620 nucleotides long. RefSeq lists its product as uncharacterized. The transcript is spliced from 2 exons. Gene Ontology annotation, biological process: regulation of DNA-templated transcription; DNA-templated transcription. Gene Ontology annotation, molecular function: DNA binding; zinc ion binding; DNA-binding transcription factor activity, RNA polymerase II-specific. The annotation marks the transcript as partial. The record is from RefSeq and is a predicted model, not a curated record. NCBI's taxonomy places the organism in Eukaryota, Fungi, Ascomycota, Dothideomycetes, Mycosphaerellales, Teratosphaeriaceae.
AGCUCAAGAACCCCGGAGUCGGGACGACCUAGUCUGUUGGCCUGCUUGGAAUGCCGACAGAAGCACCUCAAGUGUGACGCGGUGACGCCACGAUGCUCUCGAUGCGUCGUUCGAGGGCUCGAUUGCAGCUAUACACCGAGCCGGCGGGGAUGUGUGGGUCGCUCGAGGAAACGACCUUUGGGUGCAGACGUUCUGUCGCCACCACGUACAGGCACUACCGGAUCACUCACUACCAGCGUCUCUCCAAACACCUUAGCAUCGCAAAAAGACGUGCCUUCGCCGAGUCGGGGUCCGCAAUUUCAAGGGCAAGCAUCACAUCCCAGACCCAAUGUGGCUAACGGAGUGUCCGUCAACCCAGCAGCACCAUAUUCGCAUAAGAUGACUGUGAGAAGUGUAGCCGAUGCACCACGACCUCCUCAGAGUGCUACAUCAGCAGAUCACACCGAAGCUCAUCUGCUCAACCUGUAUUACACGCACUUCCACCCGACACACCCGAUCCUUCUACCGCGAGGUCACCAUGGCUGGCAUGCUUAUCCCAACUACCUCCGUGUCGUAGUGCAGUUUGUCGGCAGUCAUUGGGCCCCAAGUGCCCCAUCCGCGCCGUUUCAAGCAACGGCAGCGCGUGAGCUCGAAGCCACUCCUACGGCUUCACCGCAUACUGUACAAGCCUACUUGCUGCUCGCAAUCGUGCUGCACGCGGGCAACGAGCUCCGCAAUGCAUCAAAGGCACUUGACAAAGCGAUCGACCAUGCUCUGAUGCUUCGCAUGUAUGAUGCUCAGUCCCCGACCUUGAGGUCCUCGGAUCCGGUUGUAGAGGAGAGCCACCGACGCACUUGGUGGGAGCUCUGGAUUACUGAUGGGUAUUGCGCGGCGCUCAACCGUCAACCUUCUUGGAGAUCUGAUGGCUGCAUUAUCAGUACACCACUUCCAUGCGAGGAGCCUUCGUACUCACAAGGCAUCAUUCCGCUCGACGCCCCGACGCCUCAACAGUUCAGAGAGCGGCUCUUCGCGGACGACGACCAGCAGUAUUCAUCGUACUGCUACCGAAUCGAAGCAAUGCGUAUCAUCUCGCGUGUACUGCUUGUAGCCAGCUCGUGCGAUGCGCAUCCAGAUGGAGUGCAAGCUGUCGAUAAUGCCAUCGCCGGCUGGAGGCAUCACCUAUCCGACAACAAGGCCGGCAUCCUCGAUGAGCUGGGCGAGGUAGACCAGCUCAUGUUUCAGGCCCACACUUUCAUCCAAUUUGCCAGCAUCCUGCUGCACUUCCCACGAAGUGAGCUGCCCUUGACUUUCCCGAGCGCAUCUGAAGUCGCAUGCGCAAGGGAGAUCGCACCAGUCACUCCUACGUCGACACAGCAUGCCAUCAAAGCGACGGCUGCUUCGAAAGAAAUGUCGAACCUGGCAGCCCUGCCGGUUGAGCACUACUCACCUUUCUUCAUAUGCGGGCUCGUCUUCAGCUGCAUGGUUCAGCUCUCCGCUUGCUACGCCCACUCAGGUAACUGCUUCGAGCAGCACCAGGACCGUGUAGCGCUCAUGACAGGCGUGCUCAGAUCGCUCGGACGCAGAUGGGAGAUCGCAAAUUGCGCCCUUGCUCGUCUGCGGCCGGUGGCUAAUGAGAUAUUC